Apodemus sylvaticus (European woodmouse) is the source of this 3386-nucleotide messenger RNA. RefSeq names its product protein tyrosine phosphatase 4A2 (gene Ptp4a2). Gene Ontology annotation, cellular component: nucleus. The transcript has 6 exons. Gene Ontology annotation, molecular function: protein tyrosine phosphatase activity. The coding region runs from base 725 to 1228 and encodes 167 amino acids. The record is from RefSeq and is a predicted model, not a curated record. Gene Ontology annotation, biological process: protein dephosphorylation; positive regulation of cell migration. NCBI's taxonomy places the organism in Eukaryota, Metazoa, Chordata, Mammalia, Rodentia, Muridae.
GCCGCCGCCGCCGCCGCCGCCGAGGUGACUGAGGAGAGAGGCGCCUCCUCGCUCCCGCCUCCGCCGGCCUUCAAUGCCCAGUCCCCAGCUCGCCAGCGUUAUUCGUUGGAAUAUACGUUGCACAUUUAUGGCGAUUCUGAGUGUGAGGGCAGACUUCUGCCAGGCUCAGCACAGCCUUUUUGCUGACAAGUGAGCUUGGAGGUUAUAUGUGCCAUAAUUAGCAUUGCCUUGAAGACUCUGGACACCGAGACUGGCCUCAGAAGUAGUAGGCCUUUUUUUUUUUUUUUUUUUUUUUUUUUUUUUUUUUUAAAUUGCAAGCGUAUUCUUUUAAUGACUCCAGUAAAAUUAAGCAUCAAGUAAACAAAAGUGGAGAAGAACUUACACUUUUAACUUGUCUCACUAGUGCCUAAAUGUAGUGUAAAGGCUGCUUAAAUUUUGUAUGUAGUUGGAUUUUUUGGGAAGCUGAAGGUAUCCAUCUGCACACAUUGAGGCUCAAGUUGAAUUUGGAUUCAAGUGGAUUCUUAAUACUUCUGCCUGUGUUGAAGAGAGAAGCUUGAUAAGGAAUAAGCAAGUUGAAUAGAGAAAAUAGUGAUCAAUAAUAGGCAUUUUAGUGGUCUUUUUAAUGUUUUCUGCUGCGAAACAUUUCAAGAUUUAUUGAUUUCCUCCUCCCCCCAUUUUUUUCCCACCACACUCACACGCACCCUCACACUUUUUAUUUGCCAUAAUGAACCGUCCAGCCCCUGUGGAGAUCUCUUAUGAGAACAUGCGUUUUCUGAUAACUCACAACCCCACCAACGCAACUCUCAACAAGUUCACAGAGGAACUUAAGAAGUAUGGAGUGACGACUUUGGUUCGAGUUUGUGAUGCCACAUAUGAUAAAGCUCCAGUUGAAAAAGAAGGAAUCCACGUUCUAGAUUGGCCAUUUGAUGAUGGAGCUCCACCCCCUAAUCAGAUAGUAGAUGAUUGGCUAAACCUGUUAAAAACCAAAUUUCGUGAAGAGCCAGGCUGCUGUGUUGCAGUGCAUUGUGUUGCAGGAUUGGGAAGGGCUCCUGUGCUAGUCGCACUUGCAUUGAUUGAAUGUGGAAUGAAGUAUGAAGAUGCUGUUCAAUUCAUAAGACAAAAAAGAAGAGGAGCAUUCAAUUCCAAACAGCUGCUUUACUUGGAGAAAUACCGACCUAAGAUGCGAUUACGCUUCAGAGAUACCAACGGGCACUGCUGUGUUCAAUAGAAGUAGAGGAAGGCUGGCUGGAUCCUGGCAUUAGAGGGAACUCUUGGUACCUGGAAAUGUGAAUCUGGAUUCUUACCUAUGUCAUCAAAGUAGUAAUGGAUUCAGUACUCCUCAGCUCCUAAUGAUUGAGAAGAAGGCAAACAAUAAAGAAAUCCCUUUAUUACACGAAUAAAAUGUUUAAGAAAAGAAAAAAGAAAGGAAAAGGGAUUAAUUUAGUGAAAGAUGAUUUUGCUCCUAGUGUUGGAGUUUUGAUUUCUGCCAGGAUUGAAUUAUUUCAAAGUCUCCUGCGUUUUUUAAGCUUUUUCAAAAUAGAUGUUUGAGGAGAACCAGCAGAAUAUUAAUCCGUGUGGAGCCAGUUGUUCGGAAGCACACGCUUCCAUUAUGAUUGGCACAUAGGUCUCCUUGUGCAGGGAUCUGGGGGAGGUAGAUUUUCCCCAUCUUCUUUCUUCCCACCUCCCUCCCGUCUCCUGAUCCACAGGGAUGGACUAGAAAGAAGCCCUUGUUGUGUAGAUGUGCGUGUGUCUGGCAGCCUUAAGCCCACCUGGGCACUUUUAGGAAAAAAAAACCAAAAAAAAUAAAUAAACAAAUAAAUAAAAAAUAAAAGCAAAGAAAAGGCAGUGGCGCAUAUAUUCUGUGGUCCAGGUGGUUUCUAGUUUAUUGAUGAUGGAUGGUUAUGUUAGGUUUUUUUGUUUUUUGUUUUUUUCUUUCUUCUUCUUCCUUGCACCCCUGAUCUACCAUUAGGGCGUGAAAGGUAGGUAGCCAGGAGCCUUUGGUUUUGUAAAUGGUGAGGAAAUGACAUCCUAAAUGGAGUCUUUCUCCUGUAAUUUAGCUGAGAGAAUCCUCUUUCCCAACAGUGAAACAAGCGGCCUCCUAGAAACUUUACUGCAACAAUGACUCGGGGCCAUUAUUAGUAUGUCCAGGAGAGUUAGCAGUGUAGAACCGUGGCUGGGAGUCUGUUAUCUCACGAUGUCAUGGAAAAGUGGUAUCUUAAAAUUUUAGGGCCAAUUUCAGAAAUAGUCAAAGGCAACAGAACAUUCAUAGUAUUUUGGUCUUGAGAAAUGCCUGAGGUGGUGGUUUUCCAAAUUAUUCUUUAUUCGUACAUUUCAGUGUAACUACCUAUCACCUUGUUAGUACAAGAUUCUCUUGAGAUUUAAAAAAAAUCACUGUCAGAACCAGCCUUGCCUAGUGAGUGCGUGUCUACAGGCUGUACUGGGCGGUAGAGCGACAGCCGGAAGCUCAGUGCGCAGCACUAUGGAAGUGCUCAGUGUGUUGAUACAGAAAAGUCAUUUUUACUUAUUUGAGAAGGCAGUUGACCAGACAAAGCAAGUGGCGGGGCCCCUCCGUGUGCCCUCUUCACUUAAAUGUUCAUACUCAGCAGUGCCUGCUACAGGCCUGGAGUGCAGCCGAUUGUGCAGAGCCAGAAGGUUCCCGCCUGGUUCCUGUCAGUUAGGCCAGUGAGGUGGAGGACAUCUCAUUGAUAGUGCCUCAGAUGCUGGCAGCUUUCUGAGUUGCCUGUUUACUGUUGAUGGAAUUGUUCUGAUUUUUAACUAAAUGCAAAUAUGUAGUCCUUCUUGCCUCAUUGAAGAAAAUGAAAAAUAAUGCUUUUGACAUUGUUUCUAGAAUUUUAAAGUAAAAAAUGAUGAUAGAAUCCAAAAAUUCUUACUUCAGAGCACGACAGUAGAUUUCUUUAACAAAGACUCAAGAUCAAAAUUCUUACCCUUUUUUAGGUUGACUGUUGACUCCUCAAAGGUUUUGAUCAAUACCACCCAAACCUUUUCCAUUUGACAUGCUCAGAAUAUUGAUGUGUGUGUGUGUGUAUUUGUUCAUGAGCACAAUAGCUCCCAUGAGGGUCUGCACAUGCGGGUUGUCCACCAGCAUCCGUGCCUGCCUGAGACAGUGUCGUUCCUGGUUCUGGGGGAGAAGGGUCUGUGAAGGAGCACAAAGCAGCCUUUGUCUUAAGACUAAUGGUGAUUGUUCUCAGAACUGGACUCUCCCCCCCCCCCAAAAAAAAAUUAAACCUUUUUCUUUUGGAUUUAAUGAAGUAUUGCUAGCUGAAGCCAGUUUGACUUGUGAGAGAGGUUAGACUGAUGGAAGGUGUGCAGCCUGAUUUACAACCAAACUCUGAACCCUUUUGAACAAUAAAACAUAUUUUACAUGC